Trichoderma aggressivum f. europaeum is the source of this 627-nucleotide messenger RNA. RefSeq lists its product as uncharacterized. Bases 1 to 627 code for a protein of 208 amino acids. Gene Ontology annotation, molecular function: Hsp90 protein binding; Hsp70 protein binding. Gene Ontology annotation, cellular component: cytosol; nucleus. The transcript has a single exon. The record is from RefSeq and is a predicted model, not a curated record. Lineage: Eukaryota; Fungi; Ascomycota; Sordariomycetes; Hypocreales; Hypocreaceae. Gene Ontology annotation, biological process: protein folding.
AUGUCGGACCUCGACCACUUCAGCAUGCUCCCCAUCCACAUGGACCCCCAGUCCAAGGCCAUCCUCCCCUCCGGCAGCAGGCCGUCGCGCGCCCUCGCCGCCGAGCUGGAGAAGCUCAACAACCUGCACCGCGCCAUCCUCAACAUCGAGGUUCCCCCCGGCGCGAUCCCGCUCGUCCCUCCUCCGCCGAUCCCUGUCAACCCGAAGCGCACCGCCAACGUCUCCAAGCUGCGCGACAGCGGCAACACCGAGUACCGCAAGCAAAAGUACGCAGAGGCCGUCAAGUUUUACACCCAGGGCAUCGAGAUGGCGCUGCAGCGGCCCCUCUGGGAGCCCGCGGCGCUGGUAAGGGAGGAGGUGUCCAUGCUGUAUGCCAACCGCGCGCAGUCGCACAUGGCCAUGGGUAACUGGCCCGAGGGCGCGGUCGAUGCGGAAUCCAGCGUCGAGGCGAGGAGGGUCGGCAAUGCGAAGGGGUGGUGGCGUAGGGGCCGGUGCUUGACGGAGAUGGGGAGGCUGGAUGAGGCGCGCGAGUGGGUCAAGAGAGCGUUGGAGAUGGAGGGCGAGGAGGCCGACUUGGUGACGCUGCUCAAGGACAUUGAGGAGAGGAUUGAAAAGUCGCGGGCGUAG